Populus nigra (black poplar) is the source of this 1433-nucleotide messenger RNA. RefSeq names its product protein TIFY 6B-like. The record is from RefSeq and is a predicted model, not a curated record. The coding region runs from base 181 to 1197 and encodes 338 amino acids. Gene Ontology annotation, biological process: regulation of jasmonic acid mediated signaling pathway; regulation of defense response; response to wounding. NCBI's taxonomy places the organism in Eukaryota, Viridiplantae, Streptophyta, Magnoliopsida, Malpighiales, Salicaceae. The transcript is spliced from 7 exons. Gene Ontology annotation, cellular component: nucleus.
AAUUCUCUCCCCCUUUACUAUAAGCUUUUGUGUGGUUUUCUCUCUCUCCUUCCUCUCCCCAUAACGUUUGGUUUUUUGUAGAGGCAAGGAAUUGAUUGAUUAAUCUUGUAUGGUCUUUGGGUUUGUUUUUCGAGGUGGGUUUGAGCUGAAUUCUCUUUGUAGUAGCUUGUUCCUUUGAAAAUGGAAAGAGAUUUUUUGGGUUUGAGUUCAAAGAAACCGUCGGCUGUGGUGAAGGAGGACAUUAGCUCUGAUGGGUGUAAAGAUAUAGGAUUUACUAAGGGUUCAGGGAUGCAAUGGCCCUUCUCCAACAAGGUCUCUACCCUUCAUAACUUGAUGUCUUUCAAGGUUGCUCAAGAAGAUAAGACCAAAACUAUUGAAUCUGAUGCCUUGGUGUCCUCUGGAUUCAUGUCUGUCUUAAGUGCAGACGCAUGUGAUCCUGGUCAAAAACGUUCUGCUGCUGAAAUCCAGAUGUUUCCGGUUGCCAAUCAUGCAAUUUCAAUCUCUACGGGCAACCCUUUCUUCAACAAUCAUUAUCCAGCCACUGGUCAGAAUAUGCUUGGGACUACCAUGAAGCCACAGUUGCUUGGAGGAUUUCCUGUCACAGCUCCACAUUCAAUUCUUCCCAUGGUUGGUCCUGUUGCUGGGGUAGCAGACUCAAGUGUCAAAGCAUAUGGGUCUCCUGCUCAAUUGACCAUCUUUUAUGCUGGCUCAGUCAACGUCUAUGAUGAUAUAUCCCCUGAGAAGGCUCAGGCAAUCAUGUUCUUGGCUGGAAAUGGGUCUUCCAUUUCAUCCAAAUCGGCACAGCCAAAAGUCCAAGUCCAGGCAUUUAGCUCAAAGCCAGCAGCAGCUGAUGUUAGUCCCGUGAACCAACCUAUCAUGUCUACUCCACCAUGCUCUAGUCUCUCAAGCCCAUCACAUACAGGUGCCCAGUCAGGGAGUGGGUCAACUAGUACCGAGGAAAUCAUGGCAACCAAAACCACUGGACCUGUGACCAUUCCUGUUAUUAAACCAGAUCAUCCAAAGACAGGAUAUGUAGUGGGAUCUGUUGCUACAACCACCAUGAUACCAUCUGUCCCUCAGGCUCGAAAAGCAUCCCUGGCUCGGUUUUUAGAGAAACGCAAGGAAAGAGCGACGAAUGCAGAGCCAUACAACCUCAGCAAGAAAUCUCCAGAUUUUGCCAACCCCGGACCCUACUAAUUAAUUCCUUCGCAACCUCCGCAGCUGGAACUAGUUCUCUCUUGGCAAGAAGGAGAGUAACAACAUACAAUGAAGCCAAAGCAGAAGGGAAUUGUUGAGAUUUUGUGCAGCAAGUUAAAGGUGUCAGUACGUGUUUUUGUUUCAUAGAAUAACUGUAAUCAUGACUCUGUUUGAUUGCCAAAAUCAACUCUCUCUCGUAUAUAGUAAGUGUAGGGUUUUCCGCCCAUUUCUUGUCA